Messenger RNA from Acaromyces ingoldii, 1092 nucleotides. RefSeq lists its product as hypothetical. The coding region runs from base 50 to 955 and encodes 301 amino acids. The transcript has 4 exons. The record is from RefSeq and is a predicted model, not a curated record. Lineage: Eukaryota; Fungi; Basidiomycota; Exobasidiomycetes; Exobasidiales; Cryptobasidiaceae.
CGCAUUCAGGACAUAUAGAGAAGAGGCGGGAGGACAAAGCAGAGGGAGAAUGAAAGCGCUGGACCGAUCGCGGGAGCCAAACGAGGCCGACGACGAGGGCGAGGAGUCGCCCGACGAGGAUUUCCGCGAGGAGGCCGAGGCCGAGAAUGACGCAGCUGAUGAGUCGGAUGGAGAGGGAGCAGGAGGCGCGGGCAAGGGCGAGGAGGAGGAGCUCGACGAGGGCGAGGCGGCGGAUCUGAAGCGCGAUCUCGGCGAGGAUCUCCGGGCUGGGAAGCGGAGGAAGAGGGGCGAGGGGGUAGGGGCGGGAGAUGAUGAUGAGAGCCAACGGGAGAAUGAUGGGAACAGCAAGCGGGGGAAACCAUCGCAGGAGUCCGAAGAAGCGUGGAAGUCGAUCAAGGAGGCGGCGGCUGAUGCUGACAAGGGAACAGUCUCAUCAAACGACCAAGAGGAGAUGGUCAAGGUCAUCAAGACGUACAAGUUUGCCGGGGAUGAGGUCCGCGAGGAGAAGCUCCUGCCUGCAUCUCAUCCCGAUGCCGUAGCCUAUCUCAAGAAGCAGGCCGACGGCGCCGGCCGACCUGCCUCUGUGCCAGCUCCUGCCACCGCGGCUUCGAGUAGCCCAGCAAUUGCUCGUGGUAGCGGCGGCCCUGCUCCGGGACCGAGGCGUAAAAAGGGAGGCGGCCUCGCUGCCAUGAGCGCCGCAGCCUCUGCCAAGCCGACCAAGAUCAACACGCUGGAAAAGUCAAAGAUGGACUGGGAUCGCUUCAAGAGCACGGCCGAUGCUGCUGCUGCCGAUGCCGCUGCCGCUGCCGAUGACGGCCUGACAGAGAGGGAGCGCGACGAGAUGGAGAGCCAGACAAAGGGCGGGUCCAGUGGCCUGGGAAGCAUGAAGGGCUACAUGGAGAGGCGAGGGUUCCUCGACCGGGUAGAGGAGCGCCUUCAGAACAAGGAUCGCUAGACGUGCUGUGCUGCCAUUGGCCUCUUGCUUUAUAUAUAUUCAUACACAACUCCAUCGACAAUCUUGUAUCACCAUCUCAAUUCAUACGCUGUCCCUGGCCAUGGCGCCUCGCCGUCUGGCCCGGCUGGCUUGACAAA